Messenger RNA from Musca domestica (house fly), 2762 nucleotides. RefSeq names its product dipeptidyl peptidase 3 (gene DppIII). Gene Ontology annotation, cellular component: cytoplasm. The coding region runs from base 233 to 2611 and encodes 792 amino acids. The record is from RefSeq and is a predicted model, not a curated record. Gene Ontology annotation, biological process: proteolysis. Gene Ontology annotation, molecular function: metalloexopeptidase activity; dipeptidyl-peptidase activity. NCBI's taxonomy places the organism in Eukaryota, Metazoa, Arthropoda, Insecta, Diptera, Muscidae. The transcript is spliced from 6 exons.
UUUUUCGUACACUACGGCAUCCCUGGUUGUCGUUGCUUGCAAUUAUUUUUUUAUUUACCGGUAGUGUUUGUCAUUUGCAUUGUGGAUUUCACUUUAUAAUAAAUACAGACCCGAUUUUAGAAACCCAUAAAAGUUACAUACGGUCUUUUAAAUUGAAAACUAUUAUCUUGUAAUUACUUCACUUAUAGUACAAAAAACAAUAUUUUAAGAAUAAUACUCUCUUUAACGUAAAAUGUUAAAAUUAAGACCAAGACAGAUUUCCCAAUCUCUUCGUACAUUGCAAAAAUGUACAAAUUUGCAAAUUUAUGCUUAUAAUAUGGCCUAUAUUAGGACCAAUACAACAACAGCGACGAAACAGCAACACAAUUUGGCAUCAAAUAGUUUAUUAAAAUUAUAUACAAAUAAUUUAAGUUUAUUGCAUAAUAUAAAUAUCCGCAAAAUGAGCUCAUCCAACGCUUCCCAUUUUGUGCUUCCCAAUACUCAGCCAAUCGCUGAUUUGGAAUGUAAAAGUGCUUUUGAAAAUCUAACGGACAAGGAAAAGCUAUAUGCCCAUUAUUUUAGCAAGGCAUCAUGGGAUGGCGGCCUUGUAUCCCUAAUACAGUCCAGUCCCGAAGGUCCUCUUAUAUUUUCUCUUUUGCAUCGCAUCUUUGUUGCUGAGCCAUUGGAAGAUUUGAAAAAGAAGGCAUUGGACAAUGGCAUUACUGAGGAUGAAUUUACGGCUUUCCUGGUAUAUGCCUGCGGUGUUUUUGCCAAUGCCGGCAACUACAAGGGUAUGGGCGAUAGUAAGAUCAUACCGAAUUUAAGUGAAGAAAAAUUUGAGGGCAUUGUAAAACUUUCGGCUGCUUAUGCCAAUGAUACCAAAGUCCCCAAAGUGUUUAACAAAGUCAUUGCCUUGAUUUAUGCCUUGCAGCCACGCAAUGAAAUUUUAGGUUUUGCACCCAACGGUAUUACCACAUAUUGGUCAGACAAUUGUACCAAAGAGGAUUCAGAUACUGUAAACGAAUGGUUGACCUCGAAACGUUUGGAACCCUAUAUGUGUCGUACAUUCAAAGUUGAAGAGGAUGGCAAAACUAUUUAUGACGUCAAGUUGGGAUCGGUGGCAACAAAUGAUAAAGACGGCAUAACCUUACCUUUAGAAGAAUAUAAAGGAAAUUAUUUCCGUGUAACAAGAGGUGACUACAACAAAUUGCUGGCCCGAGUAAAUGCCAAUUUGGAGGAGGCCAAGAAAUAUGCUGCCAAUGAGAAUCAAGUAAACAUGAUUGAACAUUACAUUAAAUCCUUCCAAGAAGGAUCCUUGGCUGACCACAAAGAUGGUUCUAGAUACUGGAUUAAGGACAAGGGGCCAGUAAUUGAAACUUAUAUUGGUUUCAUUGAAACCUAUCGUGAUCCCGCAGGUGGACGUGCGGAAUUUGAAGGCUUUGUGGCCAUGGUCAACAAGGAAAGUUCAGCUAAAUUUGCAGAAUUGGUGGCCAAGGCUGAAAAACUAUUGGAAUAUUUGCCUUGGACAAAGGAAUAUGAAAAGGAUUCGUAUUUGAAACCGGACUUUACAUCUUUAGAUGUUUUAACAUUUGCCGGCAGUGGUGUACCAGCUGGUAUAAACAUUCCCAACUAUGAUGAAAUCCGCCAGGAUGAGGGCUUCAAAAAUGUUUCCCUCGGCAAUGUUUUGGCAAAUAUCAACAAAAAGGAUCCCAUACCGUUCCUUACAGAGGCCGAUCAAGAGCUAAUGAAAGAGUAUAAAGUAAAAUCCUUUGAGGUACAAGUGGGUCUCCAUGAACUUUUGGGCCAUGGCAGCGGAAAGCUGUUCCGUAUCGACGAGAAUGGCAAAUUCAAUUUUGACAAGGACACCACAAAGAAUUUGAUUACCGGAGAACCUAUUACGACAUGGUAUUUACCGGGUGAAACUUAUGACACAAAAUUCGGUACCAUUGGUUCCUCCUAUGAGGAAUGUCGUGCCGAAGCUGUGGGUCUCUAUCUUUCGUUGCAACCUGAUAUUUUGGAAAUUUUCGGUUUCAAGGAUCCCGUCGAGCAGGAGAAAAUCGUUUACAUUAAUUGGCUUUCUUUGAUUUGGAACGGCAUGGGUGUGGCGCUGGAAAUGUUCAAUCCCAAAUCAAAACAAUGGAUGCAGGCUCAUUCUCGUGCUCGUUUUGUCAUUAUGAAAGUAUUAUUGGAGGCCGGUGAGGGUUUGGUUAAAGUUGAAGAAACUGAGGAAAGUAAAAAUAUGCUCCUGACCGUCGAUCGCACCAAAAUUGCAACUGUCGGUAAGAAAGCCAUUGAGGAGUUUUUGAAGAAAUUACAGGUCUAUAAGAGCACCGCCGACAUUGCAAGUGCCACCAAAAUGUAUGAACAUUAUUCGGAAGUCACAGAGGGCGGUUCACAUCCCUGGGCUAAAUGGCGUGACAUUUGUUUGGCCCAUAAGAAGCCCCGAGUUAUUUUGGUACAAGCCAACACCAAGGAGGAAAAUAAUGCCGUGCAAUUGAAAACUUAUGAUGCCACACAUGAGGGCUAUAUUAAGUCUUGGGUGGAACGUUAUCCCGACACUGAGGUGGAUGACAUUUUGGAGGAAAUUGUUGAGCACGAUAAGAAAUAUUUCCCAUGUGCCUUUGGCAAUUGAAAAAAAUCAAAAACAAAACCAACCGUUUUUUACAGUAAAUAUAUACAUACCUACGUAAACCGUCAAUAGCAUUUCCGUAAAAUUUGAGACUUUUAUAAUGUUUGUUAGUUUGUUUAAAAAACAAAAAUAAAUAAUGUAACUGUUUAUGCAA